Messenger RNA from Rhinolophus ferrumequinum (greater horseshoe bat), 2339 nucleotides. RefSeq names its product gap junction protein gamma 2 (gene GJC2). Gene Ontology annotation, cellular component: connexin complex. Gene Ontology annotation, biological process: cell communication. The record is from RefSeq and is a predicted model, not a curated record. NCBI's taxonomy places the organism in Eukaryota, Metazoa, Chordata, Mammalia, Chiroptera, Rhinolophidae.
CCCGCUCCCCAGCCCCUAUGACCAACAUGAGCUGGAGCUUCCUGACGCGGCUGCUGGAGGAGAUCCACCACCACUCCACGUUCGUGGAGGUAUGGCUCACGGUGCUUGUGGUCUUCCGCAUCGUGCUCACAGCUGUGGGAGGAGAGUCUAUCUACUCCGACGAGCAGACCAAGUUCACGUGCAACACGCGCCAGCCAGGCUGUGACAACGUCUGCUACGAUGCCUUUGCGCCCCUGUCCCACGUGCGCUUCUGGGUGUUCCAGAUCGUGGUCAUUUCCACGCCCUCCGUCAUGUAUCUCGGCUACGCUGUGCACCGCCUAGCCCGCGCCGCGCAGGAUGAGCGCCGUCGCGCGCCCCGCCACCGCCGCCCAGGGCCCCCGUGCGCCGCUACCGAUAACCCCCCGCCGUCCCACCCCAGCUGGCCUGAGCCCAGCAACCUGGGAGAAGAGGAGCCCAUGCUGGGCCUGGGAGAGGAGGACGAGGAGCCAGGGGUAGCUGAGGGCAUGGAGAGGAGGACGAGGCCGAGGACGUGGGCGCGGCCAAGGGCCGCCGGCGGGGACGCCAAGACGGCGGGGACCCCGGGUCCCAAUGGGCCACACGACGGGCGGAGGCGCAUCCAGCGCGAGGGCCUAAUGCGUGUGUACGUGGCCCAGCUGGUGGCACGGGCUGCUUUCGAGGUGGCCUUCCUGGUGGGCCAGUACCUGCUGUACGGCUUUGAGGUGCCGCCCUUCUUCCCAUGCAGCCGCCAGCCUUGCCCGCACGUGGUCGAUUGCUUCGUGUCGAGGCCCACGGAAAAGACGGUCUUCCUGCUGGUCAUGUACGUGGUCAGCUGCCUCUGCCUGCUGCUCAACCUCUGCGAGAUGGCGCACCUGGGACUGGGCAGCGCACAGGACGCCGUGCGCGCCCGUCGCCCCGCGCCCACCGCCCUAGUCCCACGCUUGCGCCCGCCGCCCUGCCUGCCUCCCGCGGCGCCCGCGGGCCUGGCCUGCCCGCCUGACUACACUGUGGUGCGCGCGGCAGAGCGUGCGCGCGCCCACGACCACCUGGCUACUAUGGCGCUGCGGUCGCUGCGGAUGGGCAGGCGCCCGGGGACCGCGACAGCCCGCCCUGUCCAGGCCUCCCCGGAAGCCUCUCGGGGGCGCCCGCGGGCCGGUGCGCCACCUUCCGGAUCGGGCAGUGCUACGUCGGGGGGCACGGGCGGGGGCCAGGGCGGGUCGGGCGCUAAGCCCAGGGCGGGCUCGGAGAAGGGCAGUGCCAGCAGCAGGGAGGGGAAGACAACGGUAUGGAUCUGAGGCCCCGCGCCCACAGCGCCCAGUCCCUCCUCCACCUAGGCACGGGGUGGGGGCUGGGGGCCACACGCAGAGCACCACCUGCCGCUGCCACCUCCCCCUCGGCCCACCGCUCUCCCCCUUAGGAGGGGCGGGAGGGGGAAGGGUACCUCCUGCUCAGUAUCACUGCCCCUUCCCCGCUGAGCCCCUUCUCUGUCUGGGGUAAGAGGAGAGGACAGGCCUGGCCACCACGAAGGCUCCCCAGUUCUGAUUCAUAAACCCCGGGGUGGGGCUGGGGGGUGGGGGCUGGGCAGGGCUUUGGCUAGGUCACUGCCUCUCCGCAUGCCUCCUCCAGGGUCACCUUGAGCCUCCCUGGCUAGGAUGCCCAGCCCUUCCUUCAGAGGCUCCCUGGGACCUGGCUGGUGCCUCAAGACAAGAGCUUAGGAUUGAGUGCCCCUCUUCCCCGCUCCCCUAUAGCAGCCAGGGUGUGCUGCCCAGGGGUGUCUGGCCUGGGUGUUGGGGCUACUGUGCUGUCCUCACUCCCUGCAGCAGCCAAUGGAGCUCCUUCCCCAGCACCCCAGCCCCCAACCCAUCUGUUGGUUCCUGCAGAGCCAGGAGCAUUCCUGGGUCUUCCAUGUGCAGCAGGGGAAACAGGCAGAGUGGGUAGAAGCCCCUGAGCACAGCCCUGUGCUGCGGCUCCUCCCCACUUAAUCAUCUGGGGCCCAGUGCAUAAGCUGCUCAUCCUCCUGCGAAUACCGGCCUGCACCCUGUCCCCCGUUUCCUGCCCAUACAGCUGGGCUGAGGCACUGGAAAGCUGGAGUGGACACCCCGUUUCCUGCCUAUACAGCUGGGCCAUGCCCUCUUAAAUUUCUCUGUGGCCUGGCAGAGCCCUUCCUCUGGGACAGACGUGGAGCUCUGUAAAGACCUUGGUCUGCCCUGCUGCUGGGACCAACAGGGUGGUGGCCAGGGGCUGCGGCUUCGGUGGUGCUUGGGGAAGGGGCUCUGGGCUCCUGCCCAGGGCUUCCCUGCCCUCAGGCCCCCUUCCUAAUUUAGGCACAGCCUCCCAAACAA